AUGUCGUGGCUACCACAAAAUCUAACAAGCUUUUGCUCAAUUAAUUCUGAACUGUCAGCCUGUCAAUCAUCUACACUUAUGUUUCUGACACGCGUCGCUAAACUAUUGGGUCAUCCCAAGGACUAUUCCUGUCCAAAUUAUGGGUAUUCAGGUGAUUGAUGAUUCCAGUACUAUCAACAUGAUGAUGUACGUUCGUGGAAACUCAAGAGAUAAUUUCCUUCUGAACUUAGAAAAUAACAGGGAUCCAGAGGUAACAAAUUUGAUAUGUCACUAAAUACGAAGAGCCAUCCAGGUGAAACCUUCCUUUUCUCAAUAAAGGAAAAUCCACACUACUAUAGCCAAAGUGGUUACCAAUCGGUACAAUGA
Heterotrigona itama is the source of this 366-nucleotide messenger RNA. The record is from the annotation of a GenBank genome assembly. Lineage: Eukaryota; Metazoa; Arthropoda; Insecta; Hymenoptera; Apidae.